AUGUCUCUGAUUCCCCCUGUUCUGGGGGUGCUGUCUCGUGCUUUCCUCUUCUUCCUGACCUCUCGCUCCACGUGGGGAUGGACAGGGCGGCAGGAGGCUGUGAGUUCCCGCAACAUCACUGAAGCUGAUGCUCGUGGUCGGCCGCCCUGUGCAGAAGGCAGGCAAGGCUGGGUGAGAGGGGAGCUCCUCCUCGGAGGUCAUGGAAUCUGUAAGGACAGCAGCGAUCUCUUUGUCCCUUCCUCCUGUAGCCUCUGCCUGAAUCAUGACAGCAGUCUUGGGCGCGUCUAUAUUGGCCUCCAUUGCCGGGAUGGACACCCAGCACUAUUGCUGGCUAGCAUGUACAUGCUAGAUUUGCCCAGACCUAAGCCCUGUUUUCAGAAUUUUUUUUUUUUUCUGUUGUUUCUUUGA
This is a messenger RNA of Otolemur garnettii (small-eared galago), 408 nucleotides long. RefSeq names its product colorectal cancer associated 1 (gene COLCA1). The record is from RefSeq and is a predicted model, not a curated record. Lineage: Eukaryota; Metazoa; Chordata; Mammalia; Primates; Galagidae.